AGGAUUCACGAGAUAUCUGGCCAUCAAUUUGUGGCGACCUUUUUUCGUCAGCCUACCUUCUGCGCUCAUUGUGAUGGAUUUAUCUGGGGAGCCAUAAAAAGACAAGGAUACCAAUGUCAAUCUUGUCGGAUUGUCGUCCAUAAACGAUGUCAUCAGCAAACAGUUACCAAGUGCGCUUCGAAUUCGGCUGAAGCUGAAGAUUCUACAGCAGUUGUUGAUAUCGACAUCUCGCACAACUUUACAACGCAUAAUUAUAAGUCACCGGCAUUUUGUACACAUUGUGGCUCAUUACUGUACGGAUUGUAUCAUCAAGGAAAGAAAUGCAAAGAAUGCAAAAGAAAUGUUCACACUCGUUGUGCCCGAUAUGCUCCAAAGGACUGUGGCAUU
This is a messenger RNA of Trichoplax adhaerens, 387 nucleotides long. RefSeq lists its product as uncharacterized. Gene Ontology annotation, biological process: protein phosphorylation. The record is from RefSeq and is a predicted model, not a curated record. The transcript has 5 exons. Gene Ontology annotation, molecular function: protein serine/threonine kinase activity; ATP binding. The annotation marks the transcript as partial. Lineage: Eukaryota; Metazoa; Placozoa; Uniplacotomia; Trichoplacea; Trichoplacidae.